Molecule: messenger RNA, 1734 nt
Organism: Lagopus leucura (white-tailed ptarmigan)
Lineage: Eukaryota; Metazoa; Chordata; Aves; Galliformes; Phasianidae
Gene: OXCT1
Product: 3-oxoacid CoA-transferase 1
Exons: 17
Coding region: 118-1734 (538 amino acids)
Biological process (GO): ketone body catabolic process
Cellular component (GO): mitochondrion
Molecular function (GO): succinyl-CoA:3-oxo-acid CoA-transferase activity
Source: RefSeq, a predicted model, not a curated record
CCGAGCCGCCGUCCUCAGCGUGCUUGGAUCUUCCGCCUGCCGCUGGACGGCCGCCACCUCCUGCUCGCCUCUGCCCGCAGCCCCUCCGCUCCUUCUCCGGGAGUCGCGCAUCCGAAGAUGGCGGCGUACAAAUUCCUGCUGUCGCCUCUCGGCCGCCGCAUCCUCCUUCCCGCCGCGCGGGCGCGGGGCGCCGAGGCUUUUGGAUGCUAUUUUUCUACCAGCUGUCAUCGCAACACCAAAUUUUAUACUGAUCCUGUUGAAGCUGUAAAAGAUAUACCCGAUGGGGCAACAAUACUUGUUGGUGGUUUUGGACUGUGUGGGAUUCCUGAAAAUCUCAUUGGGGGUUUACUGAAGACUGGAGUAAAGGGUAUUACAGCAGUCAGUAACAAUGCAGGUGUUGACAAUUUUGGACUUGGUCUUCUGCUUCAGACUAAGCAGAUAAAACGCAUGGUAUCAUCAUAUGUUGGAGAGAAUGCUGAAUUUGAACGCCAGUAUUUAUCUGGUGAGCUUGAAGUUGAACUUACACCUCAGGGUACACUUGCUGAACGUAUUAGAGCAGGAGGAGCAGGAAUUCCAGCAUUUUACACCAGUACAGGUUAUGGGACACUGGUGCAGGAAGGGGGGGCACCUAUCAAAUACAAUUCAGAUGGCACCAUUGCUAUUGCUAGCCAACCAAGAGAGGUGCGAGAGUUUGAUGGUCGUCACUUUAUUCUGGAAAAGUCCAUUACAGGAGAUUUUGCUCUCGUGAAGGCAUGGAAGGCUGAUCGUGCAGGAAACAUCAUUUUCAGGAAAACUGCUAGAAACUUCAAUCAACCAAUGUGCAAAGCUGCCAAGACAACUGUGGUGGAGGUGGAGGAAAUUGUUGAUAUUGGAGCAUUUGCACCGGAAGAUAUUCAUGUUCCCAAAAUCUAUGUUGAUCGCCUGAUACAGGGAGAGAAGUUUGAAAAGAGAAUUGAACGCUUAUCAAUCCGAAAGCCUGAAGACUCAAAAGCCAAACAAAAGGCAGGAGAUAAUGUGAGGGAAAGGAUCAUCAGACGGGCUGCUUUAGAGUUUGAGGACGGCAUGUAUGCUAAUCUGGGUAUUGGAAUCCCCUUGUUGGCCAGCAACUUCAUCAGUCCAGACAUAACUGUUCACCUACAGAGUGAAAAUGGAGUCCUAGGUUUGGGUCCUUAUCCACUUGAAAGUGAAGUUGAUCCAGACCUGAUUAAUGCAGGUAAGGAGACAGUCACUGUUCUUCCUGGUUCUUCUUAUUUCUCUAGUGAUGAAUCAUUUGCAAUGAUAAGAGGAGGCCAUGUUGAUUUGACAAUGCUUGGAGCUAUGCAGGUGUCUAAGUAUGGUGACCUGGCCAACUGGAUGAUUCCUGGUAAAAUGGUGAAGGGAAUGGGAGGUGCCAUGGACCUGGUAUCUAGUGCCCAGACAAAAGUGGUUGUCACCAUGGAGCACUCAGCCAAGGGCAACGUCCAUAAAAUCUUGGAAAAGUGCAGUUUACCACUUACUGGGAAGCAAUGUGUAAAUCGCAUCAUUACAGAGAAGGCCGUGUUUGAUGUGGACAAGAAAAAGGGACUCACCCUUGUGGAAAUCUGGGAAGGACUGUCAGUGGAUGAUAUCAAGAAAAGCACUGGCUGUGACUUCACAUUUGAUGGUGACAGAAAGCAGAGUGGUGCAGUUGAUGUGAUGGAAGGAAUGGAUGCCAUCCAGGGGUCCUGGGACAACUUGAACAUGGACCAACGAUAA